AUGAAUGAGUUAUUACAAACCCAUAACAUAUAUUACAACUACUUGAUGGAUAUAGACGAGCAACAACAACAGCAACAGCAACAGCAACAGCAACAACAACAACAACAUAACAAUCAUGGUCACGACGAUGAUGUUAUGAAGGGUCAUGAGAAUCAUGAGGAGCUGCAUGCCUCUAUUCUCAUGGUUAUUGUCAUUCUCACAUUGGUGUCACAGAUUGCAUUGGUGUUGUGGAAGUCUAGAUCACCUCGCACCUUCUUGCGUGUGUCAAUGGGUGGUCUGUGGCUCUUCCCCUUGAUCUACUCUAUCUACAAUGGUUUCAUUCGAAUGAUCCUCGUCUGGUCGCUGUUCAGUGCCGUGAUUGUCUCACUGUACCGUCUGUCGACACGUCAACCACUGGGAAGGAACACGCCCAAGAUCGUCUACAUGUGGUUCUACUUCAUAUAUAUAAUGGCCUAUCUGGUCACCUUCAUUGGCUACCUAGGCAUGAUGGCAUCAAUGCUAGACCUCCCCUUGCCAAUUCUCAAAGACAGCUACGACGUAGCCAUCUUCUACGGGCUAUACUUUGGUCUCCUGGGUCGAGACUUUGCCGAACUCUGCUCCGAUCGAAUUGCAUCAAUACUUGGUAUUGGAGGAUCACGACUACCUGUUACCAAGGUAUCAAGUAACUAUUGUGCGAUAUGCACUGGUAACCUGGACAAUCAAUCACAUUACUCAAUGGUAUCUACUGCUUCACUGGCAGAUGAUGACAAACAAUUAUCAAGUAGUACCGGUGGCAGAUUGGAUAAGAUUAUGAAUAUCUUUUAUAGUAAGAGGAGUUGCAAGCUCUCAUGUGGUCAUGUUUAUCAUCUUUGGUGUAUCCGUGGAUGGGCACUGGUUGGAAAGAACAACAUGUGUCCAACAUGCAGUGAGAAAGUGGAUAUCAAGACAUUCUGUGACAAUCCAUGGGAAAAGAACUCACAACUAUGGGGAUUCCUUCUUGAUAUACUUCGAUAUGGUGUCGUUUGGAAUCCAAUAAUUAUCGUUGCCUCA
Acytostelium subglobosum LB1 is the source of this 1029-nucleotide messenger RNA. RefSeq lists its product as hypothetical. Gene Ontology annotation, molecular function: ubiquitin protein ligase activity; metal ion binding. Gene Ontology annotation, cellular component: Golgi membrane; endoplasmic reticulum membrane. The annotation marks the transcript as partial. NCBI's taxonomy places the organism in Eukaryota, Evosea, Eumycetozoa, Acytosteliales, Acytosteliaceae. The record is from RefSeq and is a predicted model, not a curated record. The transcript is spliced from 4 exons.